UAUCGUAAAUAUUGUCCGUGUUGAGUUUGCGAAACCGUGCAACUGUCAACAAGCAUACGUAGUAAUAAAUAGGUUCUUAGCACGAAAUUCUUUUACAUUGUACAUUCGAAAAUAUCUGCCAGCAUGGCUGAUGCGACCGGUGAAAAAUUAUCCAAAAACGAGUUGAAACGCCGUUUGAAGGCGGAACAAAAGACUAAGGAGAAGGCUGAAAAAGAGAAAGAAAAGGAGAAGACUGCUGUUGAGAAUGGAGCUGCAUCAGCUAAGAAAGCUGGCAAUGGUGACAUUAACGAAGCUGAAAUUUCCCCCAAUGAAUUCUUCAAAUUGCGUUCAACUGCCGUAGAGGAAUUGAAGAAAAAUCCCGACACACAUCCCUAUCCACAUAAAUUCAAUGUUACUCUUUCGUUGGAAAAUUUCAUUGAACAAUACAAUAAUGUUAUCUCGGAUGGUGUAACGUUGGAUGUCACAGUGAGUGUCGCUGGUCGUAUACACUCUAUUCGAAAUUCUGGUGCAAAAUUGAUUUUCUACGAUUUGCGCGGCGAAGGCGUCAAAAUUCAAGUGAUGGCCAACGCUCGUGGUUAUGUCAACGAAGAUGAAUACGCUGCGGACACUAAUAAAAUUAAGAGAGGCGACAUCAUCGGAAUUGAAGGUUCACCGGGUAAAACUAAGAAAGGCGAAUUAUCAAUUAUUCCCAAGAAGGUAAUUCAACCUCUAUUUAGAAUGAAAUAUAUCUGGUAGGUGA
Molecule: messenger RNA, 739 nt
Organism: Sitodiplosis mosellana (orange wheat blossom midge)
Lineage: Eukaryota; Metazoa; Arthropoda; Insecta; Diptera; Cecidomyiidae
Product: lysine--tRNA ligase-like
Exons: 2
Coding region: 124-735 (203 amino acids)
Biological process (GO): lysyl-tRNA aminoacylation
Cellular component (GO): mitochondrion; aminoacyl-tRNA synthetase multienzyme complex; cytosol
Molecular function (GO): lysine-tRNA ligase activity; nucleotide binding; tRNA binding
Source: RefSeq, a predicted model, not a curated record